Molecule: messenger RNA, 3552 nt
Organism: Olea europaea var. sylvestris
Lineage: Eukaryota; Viridiplantae; Streptophyta; Magnoliopsida; Lamiales; Oleaceae
Product: protein ENHANCED DOWNY MILDEW 2-like
Exons: 18
Coding region: 224-3310 (1028 amino acids)
Source: RefSeq, a predicted model, not a curated record
GUUUUUGAGUCCGAUAAAUAGGACCACAAAUGACUAUACCCGCUCCGUUCGCUUUCAGAGUAAUCACCCGUUCAUUAUAUAUAUAUUUGGAUUUCUCUCUAGAUUUUCGAAACAGAACACAGCUACUAGUCAGCAGAAAUUUUUAUUUUUCAUCGAGCGAUUUGUCUGAUCACAGUUUGGGUUGUAAACAAAGUGAUAUUCACCGAGCAAUUCGAAGAAACAGAUGGCAUCUUCGGACGAUGAAGGUGAAGUAGCUCCGGGGUAUGUAUCAGAGUAUGAAUUCGUCGAUGACAAGGACGAGCCUAUUUCGUUCGCCGAGUUACCGGUUCACUGGAAUAAAGACCAGAUUCCUGAUGGGGAGCAGAAACCGAUCUUCCUCCGUGGGACAACCGAUAAAGGGCUUCAGAGAAUCUUUAAGCAAGUUGAAGCCUGGAAAUUUGAUCUUUCAGAGGAGGAACCAGAGAUUUUUGUGUUAUCCAAAGAGAAUAACUGGAUCAAGCUUCUAAAACCAAGGAACGCUUUUAUGGAUACAAUUAGGACAAUCUUGAUUACAGUGCAAUACCUACACUUUCUGAAAUGGAAUCCAGAAACAUCUAGAGAAAAUAUGUGGGACCAUGUGUCAGUCCUGCUGAGCUCGUUCAAGCCCUGUCCUUCUGAGAAUGACCUGGUUAAUCAUAUUUCUUUAAUCAAUGAAGCUAUUACAGGGUGUGAAACACUGGCAAAAUCUAAGGACAUUGUAACUGAUGAUGAGGAAGAUUUCUGUGACUCUGUUUGUGCAAUUUGUGACAACGGUGGAUCACUUUUCUGUUGUGAAGGGAAGUGCAUGAGGUCAUUUCAUCCAACCGUCAAGGAUGGUGUUGACUCUUACUGCAAGUCUCUCGGUUAUACUGACGCAGAAAUGGAAAAAUUGGAGACCAUUGAUUUUUAUUGUAAAAAUUGUGAGUAUGAGCAACACCAGUGCUUCGUUUGUGGGGAAUUGGGGUCUUCUGAUGAAUCUUCUGGUGCUGAGGUCUUCCGUUGUGUUAAUCACGAUUGUGGGCAAUUUUAUCAUCCUCGUUGUGUAGUGGAACUUCUCCAUUCGGGGAAUAAAACUGAAGCAGAAAAACAUGAGAAAAAUAUUGCAGCUGGGGAACCAUUUGCAUGCCCCCUCCACAAAUGCUAUGUUUGUGAGGAGCUAGAAGUUAAAUCAGAACCUGACUUGCAGUUUGCCAUAUGUCGGCGUUGUCCUAAAGCAUACCACAGGAAAUGUUUGCCUGCGGAGAUUCUGUAUGAAAAGGAUGAAGAUAAAGGCAUUCCACAAAGGGCCUGGGAUGGUUUAUUUCCCAAUCGUAUAUUGAUUUACUGCUUAGACCACGAUAUCGUCCAAAGGAUUAAAACCCCUGUUAGAAACCAUAUAAAAUUCCCUGGUUUUCAGGAUAAUGAGAAAAUGCAACCAUUAGGAUCAUCUGGCAAGAAGAAAGUGGUAUUGGAGGAAAGAGGUGGUUCUCCAGAUAAUAUUGCUGCAAAGAAAAGUCGUACAAAACCAUCAGAAGGGGUUGAAGUCUCGUCUUCUGGCUUGAAGCAGGGUGAUCUUUCUAAAAAGAGAGUGAGGAAAUUUUCUGGACUGGAGUCUUCCAAAAAGCAUAAAGUAAUGGAUGUUCGUGAGACUGAUAUGGACAAGGGUUCUCUAAAGAAAUCAAAUGAACCUGCCACUUCUGAACCCAAGAUAUCUUUAGGCGAGAAACACAAUUCUCGACCUGUCAAAUCUAACAGGGUGGAGAGAACUGAUGGAAAACUAAAGCAAACUAAGAUGGUUAAGCUUAAUACUGAUACAAAGAAGAGAAUAUCGGCCAUGAUAGAAGAUGCCUCCUCCUCGUUGACACUUGAAAAGAUUUCAAAAAAGCAUAAAGCACCAUUCACGCAUACUCAAUCUUCAAAGAAUGUUUCCAUGGGGAAGGUGGAGGGUUCUAUUGAGGCUGUUCAUUCUACCGUACCAAAAUUGGAAGGAAUCAGUGGUGUUAAAGAUGCUAAAGCUGUUUGUGAUACUGAUCUUCUCGACCAGGUGAUUAAAUGGAAGAAGAAGCUGAAAGUGAAUCUUGUUCCUUUUCUACAUGGCAUGCGCUACCCAUCCUUCGGUCGCCAUUUUACCAAAAAGGACAAGCUGAAAAAGAUCGUUGAUAUGCUCCAUUGGUAUGUUCAAGGUGGUGACACGAUUGUUGAUUUCUGUUGCGGUUCAAAUGAUUUCAGCUGCCUUUUGAAAAAGAAGCUCGAUGAGACGGGAAAGAGUUGCUCGUACAAAAACUAUGACAUUGUACAAGCAAAGAAUGAUUUUAGUUAUGAGAAGAGGGACUGGAUGGGUGUCCAAGCAAAGGAGUUGCCUGAAGGAUCGCAAUUGAUCAUGGGACUCACCCCACCAUUUGGAGUCAGCUCAGACUUAACUAACGAAUUUAUUAACAAAGCACUUGAGUUUAAACCGAAACUUCUAGUACUUAUUGUUCCUCAGGAGACACAACGGUUAGACGAUAAGGAAUUUCCAUAUGAUCUCGUUUGGGGGAAUGAUCAGAUGCUGGCAGGCAAGUCAUUUUAUUUGCCUGGGCCAGUCGAUGUAAAUGACGAACAAACAAAGGAUUGGAACGUGAACCCACCACCACUUUAUAUCUGGAGUCGCCCAGAUUGGACGGACAAACACAAGGCUAUAGCUCAACAACACGGGCACUUAUCCAGGACUGGAGAGAAGUUACAGCCAGAGGAAGAGCACCAUAAUCUUGGCAAAUCUUCCACAGUGAUGGAUGACGAUAGUCACGUGGAUAACAAAAAAGAAGCCGGAGUGGAUGCAAGUUGUAAGAAACGAUUGCGCCAUGACUGCAGUGGAACAGAAGGCGAUAAGAAUGAUGACUGGGGGAAAAAUCAUUCUACAACAAAUUCGAAAGGCACUAAGAAAAGGAGGUUGAAAAGAGGACCAAAUGUAAAACUUACUGAGGAUAAAUCCAUCAGUAGCAGAUCGUCGGAUAUGCCGUGUAUCAGCGAGGUGGACAAAAGCUAUGCACGGGAUGUAGAUAUCAGCUCACGAGUUCAUCUUCAUGGAACAGCGGCUUCAGCUGUAUCCAAUGCCGGACCUGGAUUUCCAUCUUCGAGUGGACAAGAAGUUCCCCGACUAGAUGAGUUAAACCAUACCAGGGUGAACAGUGUGGCGUCUGGAACCCAUUUGGCCGAUACAAAGAGCAUCGACCCUCCAGUUCCAAGACCGGUAUUUCUAGCCAAUACAUUCUACUUUGCUCCUGGUCCUUAUUGCCCAUCUCCAAACAACACUGCGGGUUGGCUUGAUGAAUAGAUAUGCCCAUUUCCAGUAGGACCAACGGUGGUUUAUAGUUCAGAAGCGAUGACUCGUGUUCUUAUUCUGUUUUCUGUGUACAGUUUAACUCAACUGGAGAAAAUGUACUCCACUCCAGUGCUAUGUAAAGUUAGUUGCCUGACUCACAGCAUCUUCAUACAUGUAAUUAUAUGUUUUUUUCUUUUAAGGUUCUUUGCAUAUUUUCUUAGUUAACGGAUUAAUAUAUGAAUUUUGCAUUUCAA